Messenger RNA from Penicillium griseofulvum, 1911 nucleotides. RefSeq lists its product as uncharacterized. The record is from RefSeq and is a predicted model, not a curated record. The transcript is spliced from 3 exons. Lineage: Eukaryota; Fungi; Ascomycota; Eurotiomycetes; Eurotiales; Aspergillaceae. Bases 1 to 1911 code for a protein of 636 amino acids.
AUGAAGGACACGGUCGCUUGGUCGUCGCUACUUCCUACACUACCGGAAACAGAAGAUGAAUUGCUUGCCACAGUAAGAGCUAGAGUCGCAGUUUGGCUCGGUGAUGGCAAUUCGUGCACCGCUGAAACUAUCACUGAGGCCUCCACACAGACUGGCAGGAUAUCUUCAGGCGCUACUACAACUACUAUCACCGAGGCUACAACCAAGACUGUUAGUGGUUGCCGAAAUUCUCCUACACUGAAUGGCAUCGCCGAUGUUGGCAUUGCACCGGUGGCUGCUUCUGCGAGUGCCGUUAUGGCACUGCUCAAAAAUGGUCCCAUAAAAACAGUCACGGAUUAUACAACCAAGACGAUCACAUCCUCAAGCGUGCCUGCAUCAACCACAUCAAGCACGCCUGCAACAACCUCAACGACAUCGACAGCCAUUAGUGACUCGACUACCACUCCGGGAACGACGGUUCCAGUAACCACUACAGUGACAACCAGAACCACUUCUAGCACUGCAGUCACUUCAUCAAGCACAUCAACUCAAAUCUCUGGCAGUACUACCACGAUAUCUGCCUCUGUAUGCUCGAGUCUUAUCACCAAUCCAACAUACACACCCUCUGCCGCGUUGCCAUAUAACUAUACCUGGGGCUGCGCACCGGGGUAUCUCUGCAAGCCACCUCAUACAGGUGACCGCUCGGGGUGCAACGUUGAAGCAGGUCUUCCGGACCCUGGAUACAUCUGUAACCCCUCAGAUUGCAUUGCGGCUCCACCUUUGGACGUGCACCCAGAUUGGCAGUACAAUGUCUCCAAUAAUUAUUACAACCUCAACCCGGUGGACUUCGGUCUCAAUUACUCAAUCUUCCAGUUCACGGAAGACCCAGUUGCAGCCAACAGCAAGCGUGACAUGUCCUUAUGGGACUUCGAUGCCGCCAGAAAGACAAAAAGGGACGACAUAACAAAAAUCCCUAAUGUGUGUUUCAAUGACUGCAAUGUUGCGGCACGUGAGCCAGAAAUGCUUGGAAAGACAUCUGAGCUUUGCGAGAGUGAUUCCACGUUCAUGGAAAACUUGAGCAUCUGCGAGGAGUGCAUCACCAAUAACGGCGAAUCUGGCUCUGAAGCAUAUUCAUCCAAAAUGUUGUCAACGUUUGCACAGUGGCUGAACUACUGCUCCGAUAUGGUCACUUCUACUGAUAUGUUCACUUCCACAACACAAGCAAGUUCUACCACGACUGAAAUGGAAAUCACGACGACGGGCACCUUGGUCACAGUAACUACCACUACAAGUACUAAAGCAACGACAGUAGCCACGAUUACGACUACUCAAACUACUAGCACCAAGGCUACCAGAACUAAGGUCACCAGGACCGAAGAGAACAGCACCAAUUCUAGCAGCACUGAAGACACAAACAUUGAGCCCACAAAUACUGAGCCAAACGACACUCAGUCCAUCGAAGAAAGCAGCGCGAUCACUGAAACAGAAGAAACAUCCAGCCCGAUAGAAAGAACUUCAUCAGCCAUCAUUAUUACGACGUCAGCUUCCGGCUCAAUUGUGACAACCUCGGUGUCUGGUUCACUGGUAACAACUUCUUUCUCUGAAUCCGUUGUGACAAUCUCAACGUCAGGUUCCCUCGUGACAAGCUCAGUACCUGGAUCAAUUAUGACAACUUCAGUAUCUGGCUCGCUUAUCACAACUUCGUUGUCCGGGUUGAUCAAGACUAUGUCGAGCACUCAAGACGCAAGCUCAGGCGAUAAAAACACAUCUGACAACGCUUCUGGUGGUACAUUAAGCUCAGUCCGUGGAAGUCAGACUGGUUCAGCAUCUCCCUCUGUACUCCCCCCGUCCUACAAUGCGGCUGGAUUGAUAAAAAUUCCUCAUAUUGGCUUAGUGGGUCUGUUGUGGGCUGCUUUUGCGACACUCCUUUAG